AUGGAUUGGACACAAACAAAAUCGUGGCAACUGUCACCGAUAACGGUUCAAAUUUUGUUAAGUCAUUUAAAGAAUAGUAUAAGUGUGCAAGAUGAUUUUAUUGAAAAUGAAGAAAAUACAAGCAGCGGUGAAGAUAAAUUUUAUGUCGAAGAUAUUGAAGAAAUUACAUUUACAAUCAUUGGGGAUGAAGGUGAGGUUAUCGAUAAACAACAUAGAUUACCUAACCAUUUACGUUGUGCGAGUCAUACUAUUAAUUUAAUUUGCACUACUGAUUGUUAUAAAGUGAUUAAUAGCAACGCCGUUUUAAAAUUAAGACACUCUCAAGCAAUGACCAAAUGCAAUACAUUAUGGAAAAAAGCAGCCUUUCCGAAAUUUGCUGAGGGAAUUUUGGAAAUUUUAGGGUAUACACUUUCUUACCCGGGAGCCACACGUUGGAAUUCUUAUUAUGAUUCCAUUAGUAAAAUUUUAAAAGACAAAAACAAAAUGAAUGAUUUAUUUCAAAGAUUAAAUUUAAAAAACUGUUUUUAUGCAAACGAACUUUUAUACUUGGAAGAAUAUUAUCAAGUAAUGGGACCGUUGGCUGCUACGCUAGAUGUAUUACAAGGCGAAGCAAAUAAUUUUUAUGGUCUUCUGCUCCCAUGUUUAGCCUCAUUAAAAAAUAAUCUUGACAAAUUAUCGAAAACAAAUUUUAAAUUUGCUUCACCUUUACUUAAAGCGUGCCUCGACGGCUUACAAACUAGAUUUAAGCUUUUCUUUACAUUAGAUUCACAGGUACAAGGCGCUGUUAUAGCUUCUGUUGAACAUCCGCAAUUUAAGUUACGCUGGUAUAACAUUAUUAGUAAAGCAUAUCCACUGUCUCCAAACUUAACAUCGAUAGAAAAAAUGGUAUUAAAUGAAGCAAGUAAUUUUAUCGAGGUUAUAGAUUUAGAUGAAACAUCUGAUGCAAAUGUUGCUUGUGACACGUUAUGCACAUUUUUUAAUUUCGGUGAAUGUGAAACUUCUAAGAGCAUUCCGGGAAUAAGUUUCUCUCAGAAAGAAAAUAGUUUUUCUAUGACAGCAAAUUUAAAAAAAAAACAAAGCGGAAUUGGAAUAUUUUAG
Molecule: messenger RNA, 1098 nt
Organism: Psylliodes chrysocephalus
Lineage: Eukaryota; Metazoa; Arthropoda; Insecta; Coleoptera; Chrysomelidae
Source: the annotation of a GenBank genome assembly